UAGAAUUCGGUCAGUCCAACAUCGUCUUGCAUGCUCGGACCAAGCUUCUAACCUAUGCGCCAAAUGUUGAAACGCUUGUCAUAUCCUCGCCUAAUGAGAUGAUCAGCACACCAACGCUAUCUAGCAAAUUCCUCCACCUCAAAUACUUGCAUAUUUCUCUAAUUGGAAAUGAAGCUAUUUCACCAGAUUAUGAUUACCUUUCUCUGGUUUCUUUUCUUGAAGCUUCUCCUCGCCUGGAGACUUUCAUCUUGGAAGUACGUCAGCCUUACAUGGAGCAUGAGUCAGUUAUUCGGAAUGCCUCGCAACUGAGGCGGCUACCACAACAGCGCCACACCAGCCUAAAGAGUGUGACGAUAGUGGGCUUCUGCUCCGCAAAGAGCUUGGUCGAGUUGACAUGCCACAUUGUGGAGAACGCGACAUCGCUCGAGCACCUCACCUUGGACACUAGUCAUGGUUGUCAGAGUUCUGGAGGGUGUAGCGUCAAUAUACCUCGGAGAAUGUACUAUAUGGAGAGUGGUGCUCUAGAGGCGGCCUCACGUUACAUGUGCAUCCCGAUGGGGGAGGAUAUCAUGAUGGAGACUGUCAAGGCGCGUUUGGCUAUCGGAUUACAUGUCAUGAGGAAAGUUCCCUCCAGAGUGGUGCUAAAUGUCGUGGAGCCAUGCAGUCGGUGCUAUGGUGUUGAAGAUUUAGAUGAUGUUGAAGAUUUAGAUGCCUGAUUAGCAUUGUUGCGCAAUGUUGAAUCAUGCCAAAUUGUAUAGUCUAUGAUGCAUCGUUUCCAAAACAUCAGAAUUGCUUGAUGAUAGUUGUGCCCACACAAGAUUAGAGGCCAGCAUGUUUUUACUCGUGGAUGUUUUCUAGAAAAAUUAUACUGUAUUUGUGCUAGUAACAGU
This is a messenger RNA of Hordeum vulgare subsp. vulgare (domesticated barley), 890 nucleotides long. RefSeq lists its product as uncharacterized. The transcript is spliced from 3 exons. The coding region runs from base 99 to 716 and encodes 205 amino acids. NCBI's taxonomy places the organism in Eukaryota, Viridiplantae, Streptophyta, Magnoliopsida, Poales, Poaceae. The record is from RefSeq and is a predicted model, not a curated record.